AUGCUCCCCGACGGGCAAGAUGCCCUCACCAAUCCCUGCCUCCCGCACUGGCCAUGGUCGGAGUUCCCUUUCCCCGGGUUCAUCGCGAUGAUUGCGUCUCUGGGGACUCUGGUUCUCGAUUUCCUCGGCACUCAGUUCUACAUGCGGAAGCACCGGAAGGAGCGAGGGGAGCCGAAGGCGACGGCGCCGCCGGUGGCGGAGACAGACGAGGAGAGAAGGAUGGGCAUCUCCUCUGCAACAGAGGUCGAGGUCGAGGAGGUGGCGGCGACCGCGGGCGGCAAGGAUCACGAAUCCAUGCACAUCGUCGGCAUGUACGCCCACGCCGCCGCGCAUCGUCACAGUCACCCUCACCGUCACGCCCCCUGCGAAGGCAGCGCGCCGUCUGCUCUCUCGCCGCGGGGGGACGACGGCGACAGCGGCGACGAGUCUUCCCAUGUUCGCCACGUCGUGGUCUCCCAGGUAAGCUCCGUCUGUCUUCUUGCCCUGUAAAGAUCGAUCGAUCGAUCGAUUCUCUGUGCCAAGAUGUGUGAGUUUUGGCGGUGGAUGGGAUCAGAUUCUGGAGCUGGGCAUCGUCUCGCACUCGAUGAUCAUCGGGCUCUCUCUCGGGGUGUCGCAGAGUCCCUGCACCAUCCGGCCAUUGAUCGGAGCUCUGGGCUUCCACCAGUUCUUCGAAGGUUUCGCGCUCGGCGGCUGCAUCUCCCAGGUACGCCGCCGACGAUUGUCCUGUCUCACUCCCCUUCAUCAUCCCCGGCGACGGCGGCGAUCAUCGCGUUGACUGACUCAAUCGACGACCGCCGGUGGUGGAAUUUCAGGCGCAGUUCCAGGCCAAGGCGGCGACUUUCAUGGCGUGCUUCUUCGCGAUCACUACGCCGUCGGGGAUCGCGGCGGGGGCGGCGCUGUCGUCAGUGUACAAUGCCAACAGCCCGAGAGCGCUGGUGGUGGAGGGGGUCCUCGACUCGGUCUCCGCCGGCAUCCUCAUCUACAUGGCCCUCGUUGACCUCAUCGGCGCUGACUUUCAUAGCCGCAGCAUGAGCUGCAGCACCCGCCUCCAGGUGCUGUCCUACGUGGCCCUCUUCUUCGGGGCCCUCUCCAUGGCCCUCCUAGCCCUGUGGGCCUAG
Molecule: messenger RNA, 1118 nt
Organism: Spirodela intermedia
Lineage: Eukaryota; Viridiplantae; Streptophyta; Magnoliopsida; Alismatales; Araceae
Source: the annotation of a GenBank genome assembly